UCCGCUAUCUCUCAUUUCUUAAGGCUCACUCCUUAGUGAAAUUCCUCCUAAUACUUUCCCAAUUUUAGAGGGAAUACAUAAAAGUUUGGUCACCCCACUUUUAUUUAGUAAAGAGUAAAGACCUCCCCACAAAUCACAAUCUCACUUUUCACAUCUCUUUAUUAUUUUUGUCACUCUCAAGUUACAACCACCCUUACAAUUUCAAUAAAAAUCAGAAAAAGUUGAACAAAUCCUCCCUUAAAUCUUAACCAAAAAAAAAAAAAACCUUCAUUAUCAUUUCCUUUAUGUACUCACAAACUACCCCCAACUGCUUUUUUCCACUUCCUAUUUCAAUAUAAUAUCUAACACGUCAUUUUAUCUCAUCUAACCAAAUAAAAUAGGGAAAUUUCCUCAAGUACUCUGAUGUUUGACGUAAUUUUCAAAUUACCUUUCACACUUGGAGUAUCUCUUUGAUACCUCUAAUUUUUGUGUUUGGACUCAAGAUACCCUUAUUAUACACCGAAAUUUAAACUUCAAAAUUUAAUAAGGAUAUUUUGAAAAUUAAGCCAAACUUCAAAGAUAUCUCAUAAAGUUCCCAAUAAAAUAUAAACAUACCCAUAAAACCUUUAGUAGUAGUAGUAUUACACUAUUACUACAAACUUCAAACUUCAUAUUGUAACCUUCUAUCUUUUUUUCACAUUCCAACGUUUGAAAAGCUUAAAAACCUCCCUUAUUUUUCUUGCACAUCUUCAUCCCUUCCUUCUUCAUAUCCCAACGACGGGAUAACGCCGAGAUCUCGAUUCCGACGACGGUUUCAUUCAACACCUUACAUCAAACCUACAAAAGGGUUCAAUGGAUUGGUAUUCUUGGCUAUCAAAAACAACCUUAGAGCCAUCAAUAGUGUAUGAAUAUGGGCUAUCAUUUGCACAAAAUGAGCUAGAAGAAGAAGAUAUAUCAUACUUCAACCAUGAAUUCCUUCAAAGUAUGGGCAUUACUAUAGCCAAACAUAGGCUAGAAAUACUCAAACUUGCUAGAAGAGAAAAAAGUCAUGGCUUAAACUUGAAACAUCCUAUGGUAAAACUCUUCCUUGCUUUGAAAAAAACCAAAAAAUCUUUGGUUAAUUAUAUAGCAACUUUGGUUCAUAAAGAUAAUGAUAGAGCAUUAAUUGUUUUCUCAAACAAGAAGAAAAACAACAAGAAAAGUGGUGGUGCUAUUAGUUAUAGUUCAAGGUGGAAGAGAUCAAUGAUGAUGAGAAGUAAUAGUAGGAGAUUAGUGAUGGUUAGUAAUACUAAUCAAGAUAGAUUAGUGCUAACACAUGAUGAUAAUGAUUAUUUAGGUGAUAUUAAUGAAGGUGAUUAUGAUUCAGUGGUUGUUUCUACACCUAAACUUGAUAGUUAUUCUAGCCCUAUGAUGUAUGAUCUUCAUCAAAACAAGGAAGAAAAAAUCCAUGAUGAUCAAGAAGAUGAUCAUCAGUAUUGGACUCCAGCUCUUGAAGAAAUCAGGUGGGAUGCUAUGUUUCAGGAUCUUAAACCCACUUAAUUUUUUUUCUUUUUCAUGCAAGAUUUUUUCUUUUUAUAAUUUUCCCUUUUGACUGUAUUUUUCCACCAUAGAAAGUUGGAAAGUAGAUAGAUUUUGACUUUUUUUUGUUUGGGUAAGUUUUUUUUUGUUUUGUUUGGAGAUCCCUUCUUGUCAGGGGUGAAAUUCGACCCCGUGAUCUGUGAAAUCGAAGGUGGUGUCAAUAUCACUAGGUUAUCACCUGCUGGCUGCUGCUCUGUUUGGGUAGGUGGGUCUUGGUGAAAAAAGAAAAAAAAAAUUCCAACUUUAUGGUACAAAAGUUAAGGAUGGUAUUAGUAAUAAAAUAUAGUUUGUAAGUACUUUAUGUUAUCUUUAAUUUAUGUAAAUGUAGACAUAAUGAGUGCAGGAAAUUUGUUUAUGUAAUGUUAACUGGUAUGAGUUCUGGAUAUUCAGAGAGACCAUAUCAGAUUUCUGUAACCCAUCUUUGUGUGACUGUUUUGGAUGAUUAUUUUAUAUAGUAUGUUAUUAGAUUCAUAAAA
Beta vulgaris subsp. vulgaris (sugar beet) is the source of this 2033-nucleotide messenger RNA. RefSeq lists its product as hypothetical. The record is from RefSeq and is a predicted model, not a curated record. Bases 832 to 1518 code for a protein of 228 amino acids. Lineage: Eukaryota; Viridiplantae; Streptophyta; Magnoliopsida; Caryophyllales; Amaranthaceae. The transcript has a single exon. Gene Ontology annotation, molecular function: protein binding.